This is a messenger RNA of Echinops telfairi (small Madagascar hedgehog), 1060 nucleotides long. RefSeq names its product mediator complex subunit 7 (gene MED7). Gene Ontology annotation, molecular function: transcription coregulator activity. The record is from RefSeq and is a predicted model, not a curated record. The coding region runs from base 59 to 760 and encodes 233 amino acids. Gene Ontology annotation, biological process: regulation of transcription by RNA polymerase II. Gene Ontology annotation, cellular component: mediator complex. The transcript has 2 exons. NCBI's taxonomy places the organism in Eukaryota, Metazoa, Chordata, Mammalia, Afrosoricida, Tenrecidae.
GCGGCGGUGAAGGCGUCUGCUAGUGUAAGCCCAGCGCCGAGGUGCCUGAUCUUCCACCAUGGGUGAACCACAGCAAGUCAGUGCUCUUCCACCCCCUCCGAUGCAAUACAUUAAGGAAUAUACAGAUGAAAAUAUUCAGGAAGGCCUCGCUCCCAAGCCACCACCUCCAAUAAAAGAUAGUUAUAUGAUGUUUGGCAAUCAGUUCCAAUGUGAUGAUCUUAUCAUUCGCCCUUUGGAAAGUCAGGGCAUUGAACGGCUUCAUCCUAUGCAGUUUGAUCAUAAGAAAGAACUGAGGAAACUCAAUAUGUCUAUCCUUAUUAAUUUCUUAGACCUCUUAGAUAUCUUGAUAAGGAGUCCUGGGAGUAUAAAACGAGAAGAGAAGCUAGAAGAUCUUAAGCUGCUUUUUGUCCAUGUGCAUCAUCUUAUAAAUGAGUACCGGCCCCACCAAGCAAGAGAGACAUUGAGGGUCAUGAUGGAGGUACAGAAGCGUCAGCGUCUUGAAACGGCUGAGAGGUUUCAGAAGCACUUGGAGAGAGUCAUUGAGAUGAUUCAGAAUUGCUUGGCUUCUUUACCUGAUGAUCUGCCACAUUCAGAAGCAGGAGUCAGAGUAAAAGCAGAACCCAUGGAUGCUGACGACGGCAGCAAUUGCACUGGACAGAAUGAACAACAGAGGGAAACCUCGAGUCAUAGGAGAGAUCAGAUUAUAGAGAAGGACGCUGCCUUAUGUAUUUUAAUUGAUGAAAUGAAUGAGAGACCGUGAAGGAUAUGUCUUUUUAUUUUUUGGUCCUUAUCCUUUCAGUAAACAGCAUUAUAUUUUAGUUUAUUUGCUAGUGGACAGUCUUAAAAGAGGUAUAACUACAAGUCAUGUAGUUAUAUCAAAAAUUGUAUCUUGACUCCAAUUUUGUCAAGUAUGAAAUGUUACUGGCAGUAAUUUCAGCAAGCUUACAUUAAGUACCCUUACAUUAAGAGCCAUCACCUUAAAAAGCAAAAUGUUUGCUGUUAUUGUGUGAGACAUUCAUAUUUUUGGAGCUCCAAUAAAACAAGCUAUCAUCCUUGAAAA